AUGAGCCCCCUGAAUUCAGCCUACUUUACAAACGACAGUAUUGUGCAUCCUGACUUCUUUUUCAUAAGUGGUUUUGCUGGUAUUCCCCACACAAACUAUUACUAUGUCUUCUUGUGCUUUGUUUAUGCUCUGACUGUAGUGGUAAACACCUUUGUCAUGUUUAUGAUUUACACUGACCACUGUCUUCACAGUCCGAAAUACAUUGCAGUUUUUAAUUUGGCUGUGUCCGACUUGUUUGGAAGUACUGCACUCAUUCCUCAGAUGAUUGACACCUUCCUUUUUAAAUCACACUUAAUCUCCUUUGAGGCCUGCUUGACAAACAUUUUUUUUGUCUUUGCAUUUAUCACGAUGCAGUCUUUCACGCUAACUCUUCUUUCUUAUGACAGAUAUGUUGCUAUAUGCUUUCCACUGAGAUACAAUGAGAUUGUGACUAAUAAAUCAAUAUUAUUGAUCACAACUAUGUUAUGGAUUUUGGCAGCAAUAACCACUCUCUUAUCUGUGAGUUUUAUCAGCACACUGUCAUUCUGCAAAUCCACUGUGGUAAACAGUUAUUUAUGUGAUCCUGGUCCCUUACAUCUUUUGGCGUGCAAUGACAACACUCCAAGUUCUGUGAUUAAUUGGACACAUCCUAUUAUGAUUCUCUGGUGUCCAGUACUUUUUAUCAUAGGUACAUAUAUUUGUAUAGCCAGAGCAUUAUUCAAAAUUGCAGAAGCCUCUGAGCGCCUGAAAGCCAUGAAAACCUGCACCUCUCAUUUGAUCUUGGUGAGUGUGUUUUACCUUCCUAUAGCUUUUGCCUUUGCACUGGGCUCUAUCAUUCACCAUAAUGCCAGGAUUAUUAACCUGUCUCUAACGACCAUCUUGCCCCCUGUGCUGAAUCCAAUCAUUUACUCACUGAAGACAGAGGAAUUCACAGAAUCCAUUAAAAAGCUUUACAGAAGAAAGAAGAUGCACUGUGCAGAACAAAUUAAUUCAUGUUUUAAUGUUCACAAAUGA
Messenger RNA from Conger conger (European conger), 993 nucleotides. Its product is annotated as olfactory receptor 1571-like. Gene Ontology annotation, biological process: G protein-coupled receptor signaling pathway. Gene Ontology annotation, molecular function: G protein-coupled receptor activity; olfactory receptor activity. The record is from RefSeq and is a predicted model, not a curated record. Bases 1 to 993 code for a protein of 330 amino acids. Lineage: Eukaryota; Metazoa; Chordata; Actinopteri; Anguilliformes; Congridae. The transcript has a single exon. Gene Ontology annotation, cellular component: membrane.